AUGAACUUUUCAUCCAUCAACGGCACUUCAUCUGUAACUUGGAAUCAGCGGGACACCUUCACCACGGCUGUGACCAAGAAUGUGAUUGUCACAGCUCUCUGCAUCUCUAUCAACUACAUCAAUGGUACUCUGGUCCACACCUUCAGAAAGCACCAGAUCUUCAACUCAAACCCUCGUUACAUUCUGUUCAUCCACCUGGUGAUAAAUGACAUGAUGCAGCUGUUCCUGUCCACUCUUCUCCACAUCAUCAGCUACGCCCUUUACACAAUCAGUGUACCGUUCUGCCUCAUCCUGCUGAUCAUCACCAUCCUCACCACCCUCAACACCCCACUGAACCUGGCUGGCAUGGCGGUCGAGUGCUACAUCGCCAUCUGCAUCCCCCUCCGUCACGGACAGAUCUGCACCAUUAAGAAAACCUGCAUCCUGAUCGGUUUGAUCUGGGUUGCGAGUGCAUUCUCUAUCCUACCAGAUCUCUUCAUCCUCCUGGCCACAGAGCCGCUGCAGUUUUUUCACUCUUCAGUUUUAUGUGCCAGAGAUUACGUGUUCAGAAGCCCUUACAGCCUGAAGAAGAGGGACGCUUCACACAUUGUUUGUCUCGUCCUGGUUUGGCUCACACUCGUAUACACUUACUUCAGGAUACUGUUUGCUGCCAAGGAAGCGACUGCAGACAUUAGAAAAGCCAGAAACACUAUCCUGCUGCAUGGUUUUCAGUUGCUGUUGUGUAUGCUUACUUAUGUGAGACCCAUGUUUGAAGAAGGUCUGCUCUACUUAUUGCCCAACCAGCUCCUGGACAUACGCUUUGCCUGUUAUGUCAUUGUCCAGAUCCUGCCACGGUUUGUUAGUCCCAUUGUCUACGGACUACGAGACCAGACCUUCAGGACAUACGUGAAAAGGCACCUGCUUUGUAAAGUGAGCAUAAGAAACCACCCAGAAACCGUCACCAUGUCAAACAUGAGGCGCACGUUGAAACUGCAGUGA
Messenger RNA from Micropterus dolomieu (smallmouth bass), 978 nucleotides. RefSeq names its product odorant receptor 131-2-like. NCBI's taxonomy places the organism in Eukaryota, Metazoa, Chordata, Actinopteri, Centrarchiformes, Centrarchidae. The transcript has 2 exons. Gene Ontology annotation, cellular component: membrane. Bases 1 to 978 code for a protein of 325 amino acids. Gene Ontology annotation, biological process: G protein-coupled receptor signaling pathway. The record is from RefSeq and is a predicted model, not a curated record. Gene Ontology annotation, molecular function: G protein-coupled receptor activity.